Messenger RNA from Eriocheir sinensis (Chinese mitten crab), 4497 nucleotides. Its product is annotated as nascent polypeptide-associated complex subunit alpha, muscle-specific form-like. The record is from RefSeq and is a predicted model, not a curated record. Bases 432 to 3353 code for a protein of 973 amino acids. The transcript is spliced from 15 exons. NCBI's taxonomy places the organism in Eukaryota, Metazoa, Arthropoda, Malacostraca, Decapoda, Varunidae.
AGGCUGCGGGGUGUCCCUCAUUCACAGUCCUGCCGCCACAGCCGUAGCCGCCGCCUCCUCCUCCGUUCUCCUUAUCCUUGCGGACAGCCUCGCACCAGCAGCGAGGCGUUGGUGUUCGCACCGGGGGAGCUCGAUCUCGACAUGACACGAUUAGCUCAGUGAGGACUUACGGAUACCCAAGAGAAAGGAAUCGCAGCGUCUCAACGUUCUUGACUUCUGACUAUAUAAGAGAGUCCCCUGCGCCUCUGAAAGAAAGUGUGUGUGUGUCUGUGAGUGCGCUGUGCCUGUCUGCGCUACACCUCUGCUUGGCCUCACGAUCCCUCAGUUAUUCUGUUCGCCUGAGCCUGGCCGACGAAAAACUGCGUCGCUAGUUCGUGGAUAUUUAUAAGUUGUCCAGGACUGCCAGGACGCCUUCAGCCUCCACCACCGCCAUGGCCCAGGACACCCACACCGCUGCGCUGGACCGCAUGCUGGACGACCUGAAAACGACGGUGGGUAGCGACGGCGAGAUGGACGGACGGGGAGAUUCUAGCCUCGUCUCCUCCUUCAGAACCACCUCCCACGGCGAAAGGCCUGACAGCUUCGUGGAAAUAUUCAGGAGCUCAUCACGCAGCGGGUCACGAGCCGGGUCCCGCAGCGGCAGCCUCGCCCCUGCUGCCACGGUGGAGGACGGCGGCCACGUUCGCCACACCCGCCACGAGUACCGUACCCCCGACAACUCGACGCAUGUGGUCACCGAGAAGUACGAGUAUGAUACUGGAGACACGAGCAAGACGAAAAACUACCAGAAGAAGGUGAUGAAGUCCACCUACUCCACCUUCAACUCCAUGAGCGCAGGCAGUGUGGAUGACCCCCCCGCCCCCGCCCCCCAGGUCUCCCCCCCGGCGCCCCCCGACACAAAAGUUAUCAGUGCUUCCCAGAAAGUUGCAAACAAAUUGGUUGAUGCCCUUUCCAGUAUAGCCAGGGAAGAAACACGCGUGUCUCCGCGGGACUCCUACGGCUCAGAGUCUGUCAAGAAGGACACCACGAGGACAACAACCCUUGUCACCACCGACUACUCCACGCUCGGGCGCCUCAGGAAGAACAUCAACGAGCUUGACUCACUCAUACACACUCUGGAGGACUCGCAGCAGCCGGGGGCGGCCAGCCGCAGAACCACUACCGAGGUGCGGGAGACUGUCAUCCCUGCCAAGGUCACCGAAAAGAAGGCGCCGCCCCCCGCCGCGGCCCCCAUCAGCCCAAAGAGCACAAAAAGUUCUAUACUUAAAACUACUAAGAGAGAGGAAUUUAAGAUCGACCCAAUGGACACAGCUGUGUCAAUAGCGCUGGCCUCGGCCAAGGAAACUACCACCACCGCCACUACAACCAAGAGGACCACAGAGUCCCACAUUGGCGAGACGCACCAACCCAAAGUGCCGCGGGGAGAAAGGAGCACCACCACCACCACGCAGCCCCGCACCAACCUCUCCAACGGCACCACCAGGUCAACAACCGUCUCCAACAAGUACGAGAACGAGGACUUCGAUGACCCCAACAAGAGCGGUGAAGUGCGGCGCAUCGUGUGGCGCAACAGAUUCGAAAAGACCUACGAGGCUCAGGACUCCAGCCACCCCCCGACGAUGAGCAUCGAGGAGGAGGCCAGGAGAAGGGAGACGCUCCAGCGGCAGCACCACCACACCUCCACCUCUGCCUCAACCACCUCGACGCUCUCCUCUCCUCCGCAGCGUGGGCCGGCCUCCCCUCGCCAGCCGCAGCUACAGUGUGCAGUGUACUGGCCAGGUUAUGGCGGCGCUCCGCACGUCUCUCCAGGGAGCCAGUCCUGGAAGGAACCCAUCCCCAUGCCAACACCUCCCCAGCUGUCCCCGCGGGAGCCCGGCGUGGCCUACAUCUAUACAUACGGAGGGACUGACACAACGGGCAGGUCUGGCGUGCAGCCUCUGCCACCCCUUAACUAUGUGAAUGUGCCCAGCGCCCAGUCCGUGCCAGCCAGCGAGGGCGCGCCGUCCCCCACCCCUUCUUCACAGGUCCAGACCCAACCCAUCAUUUACCACUACUCAUACCACUACACCAUCCAGCCUGGGCAGCCCCUGCCUGACGGGGCUCCACCUCCUCCUGCAGGGCUUGUUCCUGGCUCGCCUCCGGCCCUCCAAGUGGCGCCCUCCACCCACUCUGCUCAACACUCACACUUGUCACACCACACCCACAGCAACACCCACACCAGCCACGGAGGGCAGCCCAGUCAUGUCAGUCCUCCUGUUAAGCCCAGUCAAGUCAGUCCCCCGGAGAGGCCCAGUCAGCCGGGGCAGCCAGGGCAUCCCUCGUCCUCCGUUAAUUACAAUAUCCACUCCUACUCGAGUCGAACUGUCAACCGCAGCGACACCACCAGCACGGAUCACACCGGCCCACACGGCCCCGGAGGCCCAGGAGGACCACACGGCCCCGGAGGCCCAGGAGGACCAUACGGCCCCGGAGGCCCAGGAGGACCAUAUGGCCCUGGAGGCCCAGGAGGACCGUACGGCCCAGGCAGCCGUCCGAUAGAUGAGCCUGGCUACCCUAGUAAGCUUCGUGAACCUGGGAGUCCCGACGGCCCCAGUGGCCCUGACGGCCCCGGGCAGCCCGGCCACCCCGGUUCAAUAUCCAUCACCAUCAACAAGACCACCACGCGCACCACUCACUCUGGCGGGUACCCCGGCGGCCCUGACGGAGGCGAUGUUCCUCCAAUCACCUCCACCCCGUACUCUACCCGUGGACGGUCCGUGUCCCCGGAGCCCCGCAGCCCCGGUGGACCCCAGCACGUGAGUUACGUCACUAACGUGUCCAGGACCUCGUACUCAGACUCACUGGAGCGAGUGCGGAAGCCCAAGACACACACGCUGCCGUUCCCGGACACCUCCCCCAUCAAGCCCUCGGACAACGGCAAGAUUCCUCGCCGCGUGGAUGACCUGAUGACCUCCUUCUCAGACUCAGAGGACGGUCCCCCCGGCGGACCCCCAGCACGCAGUCCAAGACGCGGCGACCUCGCUGACCACGAACCUCUCCUGCCCCACAACAACCAGGUGGCGGUGCGGGCAGACGCUGACGCCAAGGCGACGGCGGUGGCGGAGGCCAAGGCGGAGCCCUCGACGAACAAGGCGGGGUCGCCAGUGUACUACCCCCCCGGACACGAGCUCUUCCACGAGACAAUGCAUACUAUGACGCUGAAGGAGGGCCGUCGACGAGGAAAGGCCAAGUGGAGGAUGGAGCGUGCGGAGGGCUACAAAGAGAGCUCCGCCCACUCCGAGUCCAAGGGCGGCAUGGCCAUGGUGCCCGUGUGCCUGCCGCUCUGCUGUGGCGCCGCCUGUGUCAUCAUGUAGGCUGCCAGGCUGCCUCCACGAUGCUGGCGGAAUCCCAUUUUCACUACAAAUACGAUAUUUUUGCUUUGCCUUCAUCAACUCACCGAGAAUACAAAGCUGGUGCAGUGUACAUAUUAAUAUAUAUUAGUCGCGUUUUUCCAUUGGUGAUGUGAAGGUUCUUCUAAUGACCUUCAGCCACCUCAUUGUUGCACCGCUGCGGCGCGCACGGCAGCGCGGUGGGCGCAAGGUGUCCUGUUGGCGUCAUUGAAGGAGGCUCCCUUGCCUCGCCACGCCUACACCCGCGGCUCGUCAUACACACAUUUUGCUUAUGUUAGGUGUUCAUUGUUAUUAAAGAUUGUAAGGAUGCAUUUGUAAACCUAUAAUAUAUUCAUGUAUAGAGUGAACAUGCUGAUUUGUAAUGUUGCAAAUGCAACUGAAUCUCCUACGAAACCACGUGAACAUUUUUCAUAGCCUGUUCUGUUGCCUCAUUUUGUAUGUGCGGCGUGGAAGCGUGACGACAUGCCGGACGAGGAAUUCCUCGCCCUUUGAUUUUACAUGAGCGACGUGCGGUCCUGCCCGUGGCACACCGCGGCGGCCACGCAGCGAGGAGCGAGACCAAGAAGCACGCCGCGCCCGGCCCGUGAUUACAGUUGUUGGUGUUCGUCGCGUUGGCGCUGCCCGCACCUUGGCAGCGCAGAGUUGUGCCGCCGUUCACGUCGAUGCAGCACAGCUCCAGUCAGCGUUCAGCCUGUAGCUUAUUCCUGCCCUAACCUGCCAGGCUGCCGAAAUGGCAGCACCUACUUGUGCCUUAACAAGCCUUGUUCCCGCGCUGCACACUGCCAGGCGGUGCACGACGCUCGGCUUCCCGCUGUAAAGUCCUCUUUUAGCGCUGGUGCUAAAAGGUUGCCAUACAUUUUUACAGUUUUAAGUUUUGUGGAAGUUAAACAAUGAGUGUAGACAAGCAGUAGAUAUAAUUACUGGUAUAGCAGAAGAGAAGUGGAUGAAGGGGCAGCGUGGCCGACGCCCCGCCCCAGCACCCCGCCAGGCCGGAGACAACCUUUUGCGCCUUACCGAAGACACUAUACCAAUUUUGUCACUUAUAUUUUUUUCGAUUAUAAUAUGUGUUAGUUUCCACUAACUGAAAUUAAUAAAAGAAUUGAAACUC